GCGGCGUUGAAUGUGAGUGAAGGUCUGAAACAUAAGGUUAGAGUGUGAAAUUCAAAAAGUGGCUUGGUUUCGUUCACUGUUAAUCUUUCAAUACCAUAUACCCAAAUUCACUUUCAUGCAUCGCCUGUACAGGGUGCAAACACGGCAAUGCAUGUCAAAUUCUUUGCCUACGCUUUCACAGGCGUCACUUUGUCAAGGGAAUAAACUAGCAUCAGCGUUUUCCUACACAACCCGGAAUUCACCAUGCCUGGAAAUGACAUCUUCCAUUGUUCGACCGACCUCAGGAACGUCUAGAAUGCCGUGGGCAGUGUCAGUAGAUUCUCAUAGAUAUGGACGCAAAUGUCUUUUGUCGACGUCGACGAGAUUCUCGGUGCAGAACACUCGCAAGCCAUCGAACAAGUAUCAGCAAAGACAAGAAGCAACUGACGAUAUAAAGCGAAGAACACUGGCCAACCUGUUUCGAGCCAUAACAAAAGAAGACAGCGCGGAACGGAAAGAAAAGUUCAAAAAGGCAGCACGCCUUUGCUAUGAGCUCAGAGAUAAAAGUCUAACUCUUCAACUGCUGGAUCAGAUGGAAGUGGUUAAUUGCCCACCAGACGACGACACCUUGAGGUUCAUGCUAAUGGUUGCUGCACCAAAUGGAGAUGUACUGUUUCAAUCGCAAGUGUUGUCACGAGUUGGUGGUAUGGCUAGAUUGAACUCGGGCGAACUUUACGAUGCCUUGAUACAGGCCAUGUGCUAUAACUUGGAGUUGGAACGCAUCUUAGAUAAUUUGGACGAGAUGGAGAAGAAGGGUGUAACACCAAUCCGCACUAGCUAUAUCUCGGUAUUAGAACUUGCUCUCAAGUUUGAAGAUGCCUCUACUUCCAUGUUUAUCCUCAACGAAUUAGAAAAGCAUAACAUGAUCACCGAGGAAUAUCAAAAUAUAUACCUUAAAGUGUUAAGGUGCGCAGCAUUAGCCGAGGAAUUGAAAAUCGCCAUUCAUUGCUGGGACAAAGGUGUGAAGGAAUUUCAGCUAACGCCAGACCACGGAACGAUGACAUACCUUAUGCUUUUAUCCGCCAAAUUGGGUAGCCCAAGGCUAGGAAGCCAAGUGCUCGAGGAAAUGGGGAACAACGGCUUGGCGUACUCUGAGCAUCAUCUUGCCGCCUUACUCCAGGCUUUUUCAAUGUCUGGUGACCUCAAAGGCGCAUUUAGCAUGCUGCAAAUUAUGGACUCGGCCGGAAUAUCCACUCGAAAAGAAACAGCAUUGCCUAUUCUUCAUCAACUUGGAACCAACGUCGCAUCCAUCGAAAAGGCUAUAUAUUUACUAAAGGAGCUACACACUGAAGGCAAAGGCGUGCAUGUCGCAGGAUUCAAUAGUGUGCUAUAUGCUGCAGCCAAAGCAAAGCGACUUGAUUUGGUGAAAGAAACGUUUUCCCUCGUUAGUCUGUUUGGCAUCAAGGCUGACAUUGACACCUAUAACUGCUUAUUGGAUGCCAGUAUCUUUUCAACGGAUUGGGAGUAUGGAAACCAUGUAUGGGAUCUCAUAAAGCACGCAAAGGUCAAGCCAAACAGCACAAGCUAUAGCAAAAUGGUUGUCCUUUGCUGCACCCAAGAUGACUACGAAGACUGCUUCCGAUAUCUGGAGGAAAUGAAAUAUUUCAAGUACGUGCCACUAAGGGGCUGCUACCAGAUUCUGAUAAAGAAAUUAGCCAGUGCGAGGGAUGAUCGAGUGCAUAUCGCUAUCGAAGACAUGCGGGCGUCGGGAUAUGAAGUUCCCCCAGCCAUCAGCGCCUUGGUUGCCCCGACAUCCACUGAUGAUGUCCAACAGGGUAGCGGUAUAGCGCUAGUGAAUAAAGGCUCUACCGCUUCUCAGUAGCGUGGGCACUCGAUGGGACAUCUUUUUAUGUAAACGAAUAUUAGACAGCAACUGUAAUUACGACGAUAAUGGAUGUGGACUCACAUACACGCGCACUCAUGU
Molecule: messenger RNA, 1963 nt
Organism: Umbelopsis ramanniana AG
Lineage: Eukaryota; Fungi; Mucoromycota; Umbelopsidomycetes; Umbelopsidales; Umbelopsidaceae
Exons: 3
Coding region: 116-1861 (581 amino acids)
Molecular function (GO): protein binding
Source: RefSeq, a predicted model, not a curated record